Molecule: messenger RNA, 2505 nt
Organism: Candida albicans SC5314
Lineage: Eukaryota; Fungi; Ascomycota; Pichiomycetes; Serinales; Debaryomycetaceae
Exons: 1
Coding region: 1-2505 (834 amino acids)
Source: RefSeq, a predicted model, not a curated record
AUGAUACAUCAACGUACAUUUUCAACUGAUUCAUUUAAUCCUAAUAACAAACACAACAGCACCAGUACAACUACUACUACUACUAAUAAUAAUAUGCUUCAUUUAAAUAAACAAAUUAAUAUUAAUGAUACAAAUUUUGAAGAAAUUUCAAUACCUUCGAAAAAACGUUAUAGUACAGUAAGUAUCAAACAACAACAAUACCCGCAACAAUCACAAUUUCAAACACCUAAAAACUAUUGUCCAUCUCCUUUACAACUUACUCGAUCAUCAUCUAUACGUAGUAAUGGAUCGAUAAAUACUAUUUUACAACAACAACUUCAACAACAAUCUCCAAUGAUGGUAUUGCAACUGCAACAGCAACAGCAACAACAACUGGUACCAAAUACUCCACCUUCACAAUACAUUAUAAAUAUCAAUCGUACUCCUAAUAAUUUAACUCCUUCACAACGAUUAAGUUUACGUAAAUCCAACAUCAAUAAUAGUAUUUCUCAAUAUAAAUCAGAUCAAACCAAUAUAUUCAAAUAUAAACAAAACCCAUCACCACCACCACCACCAGCAGCAGUCUUAUCAGAACAACAACAACAGAGAAAUUCACCCAUAAUUGAUGAUGCUGAUGAAUUAAUUGAUGAUAAUGUUAUAUUUAAUGUUCCAUUUUCACAAUCAAUAUUAUCAUUAAAUCAACAUGAAAAAUUUUUAUUUGAUAAUCAGUCAAGAAAUAUGUCAUUUGUCACUGAUGAUUCUACAAGAACCAGUUCAAUAAUAUCUCAUGUUAGUAUUAAUGAUAGUGUUUCAUCAAUUGGGGGUGCAACUAAUAAUGAUUCUAUUGAGCAAGAAGAAGAAGAAGAAGAAAUGCAUAAUAUUAGUACAUCAACAAUUAAAAAGGGUAAUGAUACUAUUAUAACAAACAUUACUAAUGAACAAUUCCGUAGUAUAUCUAAAGAUGCUCAAGAAUUAACGGUAUUAUGUAAUAAAGAUGAAUUUGCCCAAAUUUAUGAUGAAAGUUUCCAAAAACGGAAAAUGUUAUCUAAUUUCAAAAAAAUUCAAUCAAUACUACCUAAUCGUGGCACUAACACCAAUAGUGGUGGUGGUGGUGGUGGCAAUGGUGGUGGUACAGUUGAUUCGAAAUUUUAUUCUUUUACUAGACCAACAUGGUUACCACCUAAAUCUAGUUAUGAAAAAGCUAAACAUCAAAAAGAAUCUGAAGAUAUAUUAUAUAAUGCUCUUUAUCAAGAAUCUCAAUUACAACAAAAAAGAAUUAAUGAAUUAGAUUCAACAAUAAAACAACGGAAUUUAGAUAUUAAAACAUGGGAACGAUCAUUAUUAAAUAUUAAAACAUUUCAAGAAUUAUCAUUUAAAGAUAUUACCGAAUUAUAUUGGCGUGGUAUAUCAAAUGAAAUUAGAAGUAAUGUUUGGUGGAAAAUUAAUUUAUUGAAAAAACCCGGGAAAUUUAAUGAAUCAUUUUGUGAUUUUUAUUUUGAUAAAUAUUUAAUCAUUCAAUCAAAAUUAUGUCAUUUAGAUAAAAUAUCACGAGAAGGAAAAGGGAGCAAUACUACUACUAAUAGUAGUAGAGAUGAUGAUGAUGAUGAUGAUGAUGACGAACAAACCUUGCUUCAUUCAAAAGUGUUUGAUGUCAAAUUAUUACAAUGGGCGAAAUUAUAUAAUCAAAUUUAUAAAGAUUUAAUGAUUAAUGUUUAUCCCGAUGCAAAUUAUUUUCAAGAUCAUCAAGUUAUUAGUAAAAUCAAUAAAAUUGUCAUUAGUGUGAUAUUAUAUUUAUGUGAUCAAUCAGAAGCAACAACAACAACAACAACAACAACAACCAAUUCUGAUGUAGAUGUAUUUAAAUUUUAUUUCCCAGGAAUGAUUAAUUUAGCAUCAAUUUAUUAUUAUAAUUUCAAAAACACUUACAAAAGUUUUGUUUCAAUGUGUCAAUUUUAUAAUUUACGUUUACCUAGUAUGAUGAUAACUUAUUUGAAUUGUCCUAAUGUUGAACUUCAAUCAAUUUUAAAAUCUUCAUUAAACAGUUAUAUGAUUUAUAAAUUUGAAAAAAUUUUAAAAUUUAAAUUAAAUCGUAUUUCUGUUCAUUUUAAAAUUCAUAAUAUUAAUUCAUUUGAUUAUUUACCUCAAUUAAUAUUAAGUUUAGGAUUAAAUUUAUUUAAUUUUGAAAUUAGUCAAAGAAUUAUUGAUUUAAUAUUAUUUGAUCCAAAUUAUGAUGAAAUUAUAAUUAAUUUGAUUAUUAAUUAUAUGAUGAAAAUUCAACAUAAAUUAUUUGGUAAUAAACAAGAAAUUUUAUCCGCCCUAUUAGGUGGUGGGGGUAGAAAUAGCUCAAAUGGAACAACAACAACAACUACUACUACUACUAAUGCUAAUUCAUCACCUUCAAGUUCUGGUAAUGGCUCGAGUUCUACUGUCAACCCUAAGUAUAUCACUGGUCUGAAUACUUAUCGAUAUGUUAAUGUUGGUUAUGAAAUUGAAUUCCUUAAUUCAUUAAGAGAAUUAUGUAAAUAA